AUGGUGCUGAAGUUGCCGCUCCGGGCCGGGGCUGGGGCCUACGGAGUCCGAGAGUCCGUGUUCACUGUGGAGGGUGGCCAAAGAGCCAUCUUCUUUAACCGAAUUGGGGGUGUGCAGCAGGACACUAUCCUCGCAGAAGGACUGCACUUCAGGAUCCCCUGGUUCCAGUACCCCAGCAUCUAUGACAUUCGUGCGCGCCCAAAAAAGAUCUCUCUUCCCACGGGCUCCAAAGACCUUCAAAAGGUGAACAUUUCCCUGCGAGUGCUUUCCCGCCCCAAAGCCCUGGAGCUGCCCAGCAUGUACCAGUGUCUAGGGUUGGACUGUGAGGAGCAUGUGUUGGUCUCUAUCGUGAAUGAAGUGCUCAAGAGUGUUGUGGCCACGGUUAACGCCUCACAGCUCAUCGCACAGCGGGCCCAGGCGUCCUUGUUGAUCCGGCGGGAGCUGACAGAGCGGGCCAAGGACUUCAGCCUCAUCCUGGACGGUGUAGCCAUCACAGAGCUGAGCUUCAGGAGAGAGUACACGGCAGCUGUGGAGGCCAAACAAGUGGCCCAGCAGGGGGCCCAGAGCAUCUCUACCACUAUCACCACAUCUCAGAACCGACUCUAUCUCACUGCUGACAACCUUGUGCUGAACUUGCAGGACGAAAACUUCCCUUGA
Dromiciops gliroides (monito del monte) is the source of this 657-nucleotide messenger RNA. Its product is annotated as prohibitin-2-like. Gene Ontology annotation, cellular component: mitochondrion; membrane. The record is from RefSeq and is a predicted model, not a curated record. NCBI's taxonomy places the organism in Eukaryota, Metazoa, Chordata, Mammalia, Microbiotheria, Microbiotheriidae. The coding region runs from base 1 to 657 and encodes 218 amino acids. The transcript is spliced from 2 exons. Gene Ontology annotation, biological process: mitochondrion organization.